AUGACCAGCAUGUCGUAUUCCACUUUUUUCAAGAUACCGCGGGCAGCAGCUCUCUUGCUUUUAAUCAUGCUGACUUCCGCCUUCACCAGGCCAAUGGCUUUUGCCCCGUCGCCGUUGCCCAACCCUUCGUUUUUGAUGCGGGCUUACGAUUCGUGUCGCUCGGUUGCGGAGCGUCCGUACUGUACGACACUACGAAUGGCAGUGGCGGACGAAGGCGACGAGAAAGAAGCCGAUAAGGAAGGGGCAGAUUUGGCUGCUGAAUUCUUCAAAAUGGCACAGCAAAAAGGAGUCGAGCUCGGAUCGGAGGAUUUGGAAGACGACGAAACAGACGAUGAUGAGGAAGAGGAUGAUGAUGAUGAUGAUGAAAAGGAGGAGGAAGAUGACGAGGAUGAGGAAGAAGUCAACAUUCCACAAGGUGCCAUCAACGCCUUUUUGGGGUACGAUACGGGAGACGUCGGUGACAAACUCGCGGGGAACGUUUCCCUUACAGACGACCAGCUGUACAGUGAAGUCAAGGAGCGUGUGCUCGAUACGGCUGGGGGCUUUCUGGAAUAUGUCAAAGCCGCCAAAGAUGACGGCGAAGGAGAAGAAGAAGAUGACGAUGAUGAUUUUGACACCGACAGCGAGGACGUUGUCGGUGAAACAAAACCUUACGAACCGCCCACAACGAUUCCCGAUAGCGAACUGACUGCUGGUGAAGUCGUUAUUCUGGUACUGGACGCACUGCUGAACAACGAUGUCCCUACGAAAAACCGCGGUGUUGAAAUUCUUUUUGGCUACAGCUCGCCGGGAUCACAAAUCAAGAAUGAAGAAGGUCUCACGCCGUCCGAAUACAUGGACUUUUUGAAAGAAACGGAGUACAAGGUCUUGUUCAAUCGCAAGUCCGUUUCGAUCGACAAGGCAGACUAUUCAUUCGACGGCAAGAAGGCUUUCUUUACGGCUCGUUUACAGAUAGGGGAUGGUCCACUAGACGUCGUCUCGGUAAACUUUAUUCUUUCGACUACUGGGAAAGAGGAUGAUUCCUGUUGGUUGAUCGACUCUAUGUUGAUUCGUCCUCAGUCCAUGCGUCGGCGAAGACGUAAAUAAAGCAUGUUUCUGGUCAACACUUGCUCGACAAAUUGCAACCCUGUUUUUUUUUUAUAAAGACGCUGCAUAUAAUGUUGAAACUCCCUCUAGAAAUCUAGUGUUCUCAUC
Messenger RNA from Phaeodactylum tricornutum CCAP 1055/1, 1194 nucleotides. RefSeq lists its product with no specific name. The coding region runs from base 1 to 1086 and encodes 361 amino acids. The transcript has a single exon. Lineage: Eukaryota; Bacillariophyta; Bacillariophyceae; Surirellales; Neidiaceae. The record is from RefSeq and is a predicted model, not a curated record.